Pocillopora damicornis (cauliflower coral) is the source of this 1659-nucleotide messenger RNA. RefSeq lists its product as uncharacterized. Lineage: Eukaryota; Metazoa; Cnidaria; Anthozoa; Scleractinia; Pocilloporidae. Gene Ontology annotation, molecular function: protein binding. The record is from RefSeq and is a predicted model, not a curated record.
AUGGCAGCUGCCACACCUUCAUCACUUGCCAGUUCUGUAGAGAAGACGAAUGGAGCCAAGCUCAGCAGACUUCUUAUUGAUGGCGGUACAGCGGUUUUGAGGAAAUGCUUCAAUACCUUUCACCCCCCUACCAAACUAGCUGCUGGUCUCAGCUCUCACUUCACAACACUGCACACUCUUUUCAAGAAAAAGGUUCUGCGUUUAGCCCAGUGGGACCAACUUUUCCCACCUAGUGGGGAUCCACCUGAUUCUAAAGAAUUUGAUAUCACUCUCCUGUUUCUCCUUUUGACCAACAUGUGUGGCCUCACCCCUCCCUCCUCAGGAUGGCACGCGAUGCCACCUAUUAGUGACACCUCUUUCGAGGCUAACCUUGCUCGAAUGAAGUUUUUCCGCAAUAAGUUGUAUGGCCACGUGUCCACCACUGGCGUUGAAAUGUCAGUGUUUUUGUCUCUGUGGCGGGAUAUUAGCGCAGUCCUUGUUGAUCUUGGGUUUGACCAGGUAGAAAUAGAUAGAUUAGAAGUCGAACAUAGUGGAGAGGAAGACUAUAUUGACUUGUUACGUGAGUGGUCUGAGAGUGAAGAAGAUACGUGGUCACAGCUGAGGGAUAUACGGAAUUUCCAGAUACAGAUGCAUGAAGACGUUGCAGAUCUACGUCAAAACCAAAAGGAAGACCAGAAAACACUUGAGGAUACCAAGUCUAAAUUGGAGAAAUUGUCCCACUGCCAGGCAAAAACUCUUGAGGCUGUUGAAGAAAUGCAAGUAGGUAUCGAAGAAUUUAAACAGGUAGCUGAGUACGAAAAGAAGAAGAGAGAAGAUCAUUGGGAAGUUGAGGCCCUUAAAAACCUAGCGAAGGUCGACUUCCGAGGGGAUAUUGAAUAUCAUGCGCAAAGAUUCCAGGAAGGAACCCGUGAGUGGAUCUUCCGACAGAUGGAUGAAUGGUUAGACGACAAAAGCUCCGAAAAUCGAGUAAUGGUCAUCAGUGGCAAUGCUGGCAUGGGAAAGUCAGUUAUCUCCGCUGUUGCGUGUAAGAGAAUGCAAAAAGCUGGUCGACUGUCAGGGAGCCACUUCUGUCAGCACAACAACGUGCGCUAUCGAAAUCCGCAGCUGAUGCUUCAAUCCUUGGCCUGUCAUUUGACGCACACCUUACCCGAGUACAAGGAAGCUCUCGUGGAAAAACUAUCAAGGAAUCUGGGAGUACCACUCAACAGCAUGGGUGUCGAAGAGCUCUUUGCUCUGCUUUUGAAGGAACCUCUUAAUGCUGUUAAAGAUCCAGGAAGAAACAUCUUAAUGGUAAUAGAUGGCUUGGACGAAAGUGAAUAUCAAGGACGCAACGAGCUUCUCGAUGUCGUUGGCAAGCAUUUUUUUAAGCUCCCAAAAUGGAUUCGAUUUCUCGUGACAGCCCGACCAGAAAUAAACAUUACGGAGAGCCUGAAGCAUCUGCAACCCAUACACCUUAACCAAAAACAGGAAGAGAACUUAAGCGACAUCAAGCGUUUCUUUCAACUACGUCUGGGAAAGCAACUUGAGCAAGAACAUAAGAAUGUGCUCUUGGACAAACUGGUUCAAAGGACUGAGGGUAUUUUCCUAUUUGCAUAUUUUCUUAGUGCUGCACUCGAAGAGAAUGCCUCGCCAAUUACCGUCGAGGAGGUGGAGAGCAGA